This is a messenger RNA of Ixodes scapularis (black-legged tick), 3778 nucleotides long. RefSeq lists its product as uncharacterized. The record is from RefSeq and is a predicted model, not a curated record. Gene Ontology annotation, molecular function: zinc ion binding; nucleic acid binding. Bases 1 to 3681 code for a protein of 1226 amino acids. Gene Ontology annotation, biological process: DNA integration. Lineage: Eukaryota; Metazoa; Arthropoda; Arachnida; Ixodida; Ixodidae. The transcript has a single exon.
AUGUCCGGCGACUUGGAAGAGUCCUGGAAAAACUGGUGGGAUGAGUUCAAGUUGUUUUCAACCGCCACUGGACUCAAGUCACAAGACGCCGAGGUGCAAGCUGCAACAUUCCUCGUGACCAUCGGGGAAGACGCAAGGCGGGUCUACAAAACCUUCAGGUUUGAAAACCCAGGGGACGAAAUGCGCGUAGAAAAGCUAGUGGAGCUGUUCGAGAGGCAUUGCAAGACAGCAACAAACGUCAGCUACAGGGAUUUCGUGUUUGGAACACGGAACCAGCGAGACGGUGAACGGUUCGACGACUGGCUUACCGACCUACGUACACUCGCAACCCAAUGCGAGUUUGGCGAAAUGCACGACCGCAUGUUACGGAGUAGGAUCAUUCUCGGAAUGACCAACAAGCGACUACAACAGCGCAUGAUUAACGAAGACCCAACGCUGGAUCAAGUGAUUCAAAAAUGUCGAACCGAAGAACGUGGAGCCCAGCAGUUCAAAGCUAUUCAAGCUGGUGCGACACCCACCGUAAUACAUGGGUUACACUCGGAAGAAUGCUCUCGCUGUGGAUACCUUAAACACACAAGCGAAGGCUGCCCAGCAAAGAAUGCGAAAUGCAAGAACUGUGGCAGGAAAGGACACUUUGCACGUGUGUGCCGCACACCAGACAAGACAACCAAGCAUAAAGGUACGCCACGAAGAAACGUACGCCAAGUAGAACGAUGCAAGACCUACGACUCGGACGAGGAAAAGUUGGUCUGCAGCCUACACAAUGGUGACGGCGACGAAGAGUUCUGGUGUGCAGAUGUUAAUAUCGCAGGGAAGCAAGUCGACUGCAGAAUCGACACAGGAGCGAACUGUUCCGUAAUGUCUGCGAUGCAACUUAGCCGUGUCACGACUCAGAAGCCACAAGUUCUUACUACUAGAAUUGGCUCUUUUUUUGGACACGUCAGCAAAGCAGAAGGCCGUAUCAUCCUGCCAGUCAUGCACGGUAACAGGAGUACCGAAGUGAAAUUCUACAUCGUGCAACGGGAAGUGCCCACCACGAUUAGCGGUACCAUCGCGGAAAAACUAAACUUGAUCAAGCGAGUGGCAUCCGUGGAAAAGCACUGCAGUCAGACGGUGCAACAACAUGAAGACAUCUUUCAUGGAUUGGGAGAAUUAAAAGGCGUCAAAUACCACAUGAGACUCAAGCCAGAUGCACAAGGCGUGAUCCAGCAGCCGCGUACAGUCCCGGUCGCUAUCAGGGACAAGCUCAAAAGCCACCUGGAAGAUCUGGUGCAACAAAGAGUGAUUGCGCCAGUAACAGAACCAACGGAGUGGGUCCACCCUAUUGUGGUUGUACAAAAGAAAGCCAAACUCCGACUGUGCCUUGAUCCUCAAGAGCUGAACAAGGUCCUCAUGCGGGAAACCUACUGUAUGCCUACGUUAGAGGACAUUGCCACACGAUUGGAAGGAGCCAAGAUCUUCUCGACGCUAGACGCAGCCACAGGGUUUUGGCAAAUCAAGCUCGACACGCCCAGCUCGUACUUGUGUACUUUUGAGACGCCGUUUGGGAGGUAUAGAUUCCUGCGAAUGCCUUUUGGCAUAUCGUCUGCUCCCGAGGUGUUCCAGAAGACAAUGCACAUGGUGUUUGAAGGCUUAGACGGAGUAGAGAUCAUGAUAGACGACAUCCUCAUCUGGGGAAAGACGACUGAGGAACAUGACUGUCGGCUUCAGGCGGUACUACAAAGGUGCCGAGAGGUCAACCUACGACUGAACAAGGAAAAGUGCAAGCUCUGCAUGAAACAAAUCAAGUACCUGGGUCACAUUUUCUCAGCAGAGGGACUCUCAAUCGAUCCGGAUAAAGUGAAAGACAUCCUUGCUCUACCAAGACCGAACAAUGUGGGCGAACUGAAGAGCUUCCUAGGAGUGGUAAACUACCUGGGAAGAUUCAUUCCUAACAUGUCAGACGUGAGUGCGUCGUUGAGGCAACUCCUAAAGAAGGAGACAGCCUGGUCAUGGACAGAAGAACAAGAGAGAAGUUUCACAGCCCUUCUGACGGCUCUGACGGUCGCACCCACGCUGCGGUUCUACGACAAAAACAAGCAAGUAACGCUGUCAGUAGAUGCAAGCUCCAGAGGAACAGGUGCAGUGUUGCUGCAGGAGGGACAUCCAGUAGCUUAUUCUUCAAGGUCCUUGAGUGACGCUCAGAAGAACUAUGCACAAAUCGAGAAGGAGUUGUUAGCGAUCGUACACGGAUGCAGUCGAUUCCACGACUUCAUCUUCGGACACACCGUUGUCGUGGAGUCGGACCACAAGCCAUUGGAGGCUAUCUUCCGAAAGCCUCUCAACCAGUGCCCUCUCAGGCUACAGAGGAUGAGACUAACCCUUCAAAAAUAUGAACUUCAAGUUAAGUACACCCCAGGAAGAGAGCUAUACAUUGCUGACACACUCUCUAGAAAUCCAUCAAAGGAGGAAGAGCCAGAGGUUUUCGAGGUGAACGUCUUGGAGUGCCUCCCCAUCAAAGACGAAACCUUAGAAGAAUGUCGGAAAGCGAUAAGUAAAGACAAAGAUAUGACCACCAUGUUAGAGUAUGCAAGAGGUCAGUGGCCAAUCAGCAAAGAAGAAGUACCAAAUACUCUGAAGCAGUAUUGGCCAUACAGAGACGAGAUACAUGAAGAGGAUGACUUGCUGUUCAGGUCAAAUAGACUCAUCAUUCCAGAACAACUGAAGAGUGAAAUACUAGUAAAGUUACACAGGGCGCACAGCGGUGUAGAGAAAACACUACAUCGUGCCAAAGAAGUUCUCUACUGGCCUACAAUGCAGAAAGACAUAAGGGAUAAAGUAGAAAGUUGCAUCGUGUGCAAAGAAAACAAGCCACGACAACAGAAAGAAGCUCUCAUUAACCAUCCUGUGCCAACCGCACCAUGGCAAGUGGUUGGAAUAGAUUUGUUCCAACACAACGGCCACCACUACAUUGUGAUAGUGGACUACUACUCGUUCUACUACGAAACACAUCAGCUUCAGAGGACAGCUGUCAAUCAAGUGAUCAACUGCUGUCUAAAAACAUUUGCUGUGCAUGGAUUGCCAGUCAAAGUCGUUUCAGACAACGGUCCACCAUUCAACAGUGCAGACUUUAAGGAGUGUCUACAGCACCGAGGAAUCUCCCACGUGACAUCCAGCCCCUAUCACCCCAAAUCCAAUGGAAUGGCUGAGAGAGCGGUGCAAGAAGCCAAAAAGCUCAUGAACAAAUGCAGCUAUGGAACUACAGACUAUUAUGACGCCCUACUGGAGCGGCGCAACACACCUCGAGACGGAGUCCUGGGAUCUCCAGUUCAAAGGCUUAUGAAUAGGCACACAAGGACAGAAAUUCCCACGCAUCCUUCGCUGCUUCAAAGCACAAAAACAAAUCACACAGAAAUACAACAGCGGUUGAGGGACAAACAAAAGAAACAACGGCAACAAUACAACAAAAAUGCCAAAACUCUGCCCGAACUCCACACCGGAGAAGAUAUAUUUCUCAGGGAUCAACACAGCGGAAAGUGGAGGCCUGCUAUUGUUGUAGCAAAAGCACCACAGCCAAGAUCGUACAUCGUCCAAGACGACGAUGGUGUCCAGUGCAGGCGAAACAGCAUAAUGCUCCGCAGAAGCCAAAGAACGAAAAGGAAACCAGCCCGCUUCAGGGACACAAACUUCGUCAACAAGUAGGCGAAGAAAGAGAGAUGUAGGCUGGUACGAACUACAGCACGAGAAAGAGAGCCAGUAGGCGGGGUAAAAGACGACGAAGGUGCACGGGACCACAGGA